GGGAGACGUCACUCUCCCCUGUCACCUGAGGGCGGGCCCUGACGGCGCAGUGACAGCCGGAUCUGAGCGCUGAUUGGGUGGAGGAAAGCCUCUUACGAGUGACCGUUGGCCGAGUUUUUCAACCAAACGUCUUUUGUGCGAACUAUGUCCCGCCCACAUGUCAGUUAAGCCAAUCAGUGAGCAGUCUGGUUGAUUGUAGCUGUGUCAGCAUGUUCGGCUGUGACUCCGGGAACCGUGUGUGUGACAGGGCAGGCCUGACAGACAUGGCGAGCGCUGCAUCUGGAAGCAGCAGAUCUACGGACAAUGGUGGCCAGAAAAAGAGGAGGGGUCCUGGAGCCUUUGCUACAGCCUAUCUGGUCAUUUACAAUGUCAUCAUGACUGCUGGGUGGCUGGUCAUCGCUGUCGGCUUAGUCCGUACCUAUCUUGCCAAAGGAAGUUACCAUAAUCUCUACUACUCCAUAGAGAGGCCGCUGAAGUUCUUCCAGACCGGAGCUCUGCUGGAGAUUGUGCAUUGCGCUUUAGGGAUUGUUCCUUCAUCAGUGGUGCUGACUGCUUUCCAAGUUUCAUCCCGGGUGUUCCUGACGUGGGCUGUGACACACAGCGUGAGGGAGGUUCAAAGUGAGGACUCGGUGUUGCUGUUUGUCGUUGCAUGGACUAUCACGGAAAUUAUCCGCUACUCGUUUUAUACCUUCAGUCUUCUAAACCACCUGCCUUAUAUCAUCAAGUGGGCCAGGUACACCCUCUUCAUUGUCCUAUACCCCAUGGGGGUAGCAGGAGAGUUACUGACAAUCUAUGCUGCUUUGCCGUACGUCAAGCAGACCGGCUUAUACUCCAUCAGCCUGCCCAACAAAUACAACUUCUCAUUUGAUUACUACACCUUCCUGAUCCUUGUCAUGGUGUCCUACAUCCCCCUCUUUCCACAGCUGUAUUUCCACAUGCUUCACCAGCGGAGGAAAGUUCUUCACGUGGAGCGGAAGAAAGCUGAAUAACCCCAGAUCCUGCCUUUUCUCUUUUCAUUUUGUUUUCUUUUUUCCUUCCCCAAAUUUUUUAGAAACCCAAAUGCUGCAGACUUUUUGAGUACACCCUUUAAUACGAAAAUAAUCGGAUGAGGUAAAUUUCUUCAGGAAUGAAGUGGCGUGUCCUGUUUACAUACUAACACAGGCCGCUCUCCCAGCAUGCUCUGCAGGAGACCUGGAAUCUUUGCUACUUUGCCUUCUUUUUAUAUAUCCUGAUGUUUUCUGCCUUUUGUUACUAAACGCUUCAGUCAGGUACUGUGUCCGUUGUGACUACAACGCUUAUGAGUCCUGCAUGCAUAGCUAGUGUGUCGGCAGCAGUGCGCCAAUCCUCCCGGUGGCCACGCGGCGAGGGGCAGCGUGGCUCCGUUUAUAGGCGAGUGUCCCUCCUCUGCCACAAGGUCUCUUUGUGGGAUUUUUAGCAUCCGUGACUCUCUUUGGAUUAGACAUGCUAUUCCCAUGAGCCUUAUUUACCAUAAUUACUCUGCCUUCCCCAUACUUGGUAUUAAUUGGUGGAUCUGUCAGCGUGAUUUCACAAAUGCAGUAAUUAAAUAAUAUGGCGCCUUGCUGCUGUACAUCCUGUACCAUACUGACCGUUUAUAAGACAUUGUAAUAUAUGUUGCGAGGCUUGGGCUGAAUUGUGACUAAUUAUCAAUAUAAGCUUGGUACGAAUUGAUCAGACUUUUAUCUUUUUACAAACAUGCACUGGAAUCUGAUGUAAAAGAUCAAUGAAUUUGCAUUGUGCUGUGCUCGGCCAGCAAUCCUUUGUAAUGAAAUCUGCACAAACAGAUAAUACCUCAGCUAUGAAUAUGGUGAUCUCAGUGACCCACCUCUGCGUACAGUGUUUCCUCUAACCUCCCGCUGGAUUUCUGGAUGACCUGCAACUGUGUAUAGUUGUACAGUGUAUCCUCUGACCUGAUGCUGGGUGUCUCAGUGACCCACCUCUGUACAGUGUAUCCUCUGACCUGAUGCUGGGUGUCUCAGUGACCCACCUCUGUACAGUGUAUCCUCUGAUCUGUUGCUGGGUGUCUCUGUGACCCACCUCUGUGUACAGUGUUUUCCUCUAACCUCCCGCUGGAUUUCUGGAUGACCAGCAGCUGUGUAUAGUUGUACAGUGUAUCCUCUAACCUGUCGCAGGGUAUCUUGGUGUCCCGCUGCUUUGUAUAGGUGUACAGGGUAUCUGUCCUGUUGCCAUAUGUGACUCUAAACCUUUUUGGUGACAUUAGAAGUGACUGUUUUACCUUGAUGACCAAAUGAAAGGUCCUUUUUAAAGGCAGAUUCCUAUGCAGAGACUUGCUCACAGGGUAAGUGUAUUACUUGCCCUCUGGGUCCCUGCGGCGAUGCGUCAGGGGUGUUUCCAUUAUCCUUCUUAAUACAUGACAAUGUCCUACUACUCGAGCGUCAAUAUGUGAUGAACUGCAUUGUGCUGAUUCAACAGAAUUAAACUGUAAGUUGCUUUACGCCCAGCAGAUUGUUUUAUUAUUUUUCCCAGCUAAUAAGCGCUUGAUUUCCACCAUAAGGCAUAAAAAAAAUACAAGAUGGCUCAUUUACGAACAAUAAAUAAAUGAAAUAAUUCCACAAGAUGAAAUGCGCUAGACACCCUGAUGCGUGGGAAUAUACAGGCCGGACCGCUCCUAUAGGGUUUCCCCCAAAUACAGAUCUGGUCUUCCUAUUAGACCGUACUAUGAGCGUUGCGCUUUAGCGUGUUGUUCCAGUAUAGUGACGGCUGGUCCUGCAGGAAACCCCUGUAUAAGAAGAUGAUGAUUAAUGAUGGACCUUCAUAAGGCAUAGAUGGCUUCCUUACCUCUUUCUGGAGAGUCUCAAUAGUAUCUAUUGUAUGACUUUAUGACUUUUCUCAUUCAUGUCCCAGUAUGCAGGCAUGGCAUUAGAUGUUAUAUGUGAUGCUUGCGUAUGAGAGAAGAUGGCUAUCAGAACAUAGUUACACAAUAUGUGACACAGAUAUUGCCCUCAUAUGUAGUACGCAGCUGUAGGAAUAAGGCUUGAUCUGCAGAGACUUCCAAAAGGGCCAAAUAAAAUCCUGCAGCUCCGAUAAGUGGGUGGCCCACUGCCCUUUCAGCUGCCGUGGAACUACACAUCCCACCAUGCCCUGUCACCGUUAUAGCAUGCUCUAACUGAACUGUGGCAGGGCAUGCUGCGAUGUGUAGUCUCCGUUUGAAUUCUAGCUUUCGAGGGGGUGGAUGUGGAGAACACAAGACUGGAUGCAUCUACAAAUGUUUCACUCAUGAGUUCUGCAAGUGCUGUUCCAAACCGCUUAAUUCAUUCUGGGUUCAUACCGGACCUGUCCCCCUCUGCACAGGGCAGUCACUGCCUCGCUCCUUUAAUCCCUCAAUUAUCUUCUCUGCAUAUAUAUUUCUUUCAUUGAGAUUUAAUGAGGGUCACACAGCAGUCAGUAGUAGAACAGCCACUUCGUGCAAGUGUACCGUAUGCAUCUGAGAACAGGCUGCCUCUGGCCAGGAACGUGUGGGAAUGCUGUAGAAUGUGGUCUGGUAACGUUGGGGCACCUGCUCCUGGGUUGUUCUUGUUACGGUGCAGUCACCCCAUGUGGUCUUCAUGUAAUUUUACACAUUAUACAUAGAACUCCCACGCAGGUGUCUCUGAUCAAGAGACGCGGUCUGCGAUCCUGGAAACUACAUUACGUUUUUCUCGAUCUUCUGGAGUAUAUUAUUUUAUGACUUGGGCCAGCACGUAGACGAUGGUAAAACGUUAAAGACUAGUAGAUGCCGUGUUUACAGAAAUGCAUCAAACUCCGGAAGCUUCCAACCCCCUAAUCCUCCUAUUAUACAACGUGAAUGGAGACUUGUCCAUUUAUGGAAUACUGAAGCCCUCCGUGAUUCCCUUAUGAUAAUAAUAAAUGAAGCAUUGGCUCAGAAGUCCUCAAACUAACCAGUUUUAAGUAAUCCUAAAAAGCUCCCGAUUUUAUUGCUACUUAACUGCCUUGUUUUUGUCCCGUUGCACAGCGGCGUCCAUCUUUGUUGCAUGGAAUUGGUUGACCUAUUGUUUACAUGCCAAAUGGUUUGUGCUUAAAAAAAAUGUUGCCGGGUUUAAUACUGAAAUGUAAUUACAAAAUAAAGAAUUUUCUGAAAUUUUCA
This is a messenger RNA of Pseudophryne corroboree (corroboree frog), 4123 nucleotides long. It is a transcript of the gene HACD2, whose product is annotated as 3-hydroxyacyl-CoA dehydratase 2. The record is from RefSeq and is a predicted model, not a curated record. Gene Ontology annotation, cellular component: endoplasmic reticulum membrane. Gene Ontology annotation, biological process: very long-chain fatty acid biosynthetic process; sphingolipid biosynthetic process; fatty acid elongation. The coding region runs from base 210 to 989 and encodes 259 amino acids. Lineage: Eukaryota; Metazoa; Chordata; Amphibia; Anura; Myobatrachidae. Gene Ontology annotation, molecular function: 3-hydroxyacyl-CoA dehydratase activity. The transcript is spliced from 8 exons.